Molecule: messenger RNA, 3639 nt
Organism: Penaeus vannamei (Pacific white shrimp)
Lineage: Eukaryota; Metazoa; Arthropoda; Malacostraca; Decapoda; Penaeidae
Source: RefSeq, a predicted model, not a curated record
AUGCUCACACCCGCUCACACCUGUGCUUUAGAAGGCUUCACCGUCUGCUUUCAAUCACUAGGAAUUAUAGAACGGGGAUACGCCACGCGUCUGUACCAGCUCCAGUUCAGCGUCAGCGACCGACUCUGGGGCCAGCGGGGAGUGUCAGCCAAUGUCACAGUGACGGUGAAACUGCUGACGGACGAUUCCCUAACCCACGCCACGCCCUUGACUCUCACGCCCAUAAGCCCGGCGGUGUUGACUAAAGGAUGGACGCCCAUGCGCGGAGGGGGCGUUUUAGGCCGCUUGGUGGAGGGGAUCCUUCGCGCCGUGGGUGAGGACGCCCACGUGGUCGAGGUGGUGAGCGUGCACGACGCCCGCCGCCCUCCGUUCCCGCUCGACGCCCCGCCCAACGCCACGUCGACCUUCUUCCAGACGCCGCCUUCCUUCGUGUCUCCUGCGACGCCCUCCUCCGACGCCUCCGCCCGGGCUGCGUGCGUGUGGGUGAGCGUCAGGGAAGCGAUGGGUGGCUUCAUCGACCCCGUGAAGCUCCAGGGCCUUCUGCAGCUUCAUUCCGCCGAGGUAUCCAAAGCGGUCAACUUGACGGUGACGGCAGAGGACCCAGAGAAGCUGGCGUCCUUCCCUAAGCAGCUGGAGGACGCGAGGGAGCCUCUCGACCAUCAACCAGGAUCAAAGGACACCCAGGAACCCUCCUCAGCUGCCUCGCUCUCUUCCUCGCCGGUCCCCCUGCAGGUGGUGGACAUCAACGCCACGUCUUUGGUGACCCCGCGCCUCACCCACGCCCGUCGCUGUCACGCCCUCGAGUACGACACUUGCACGCCCGCCACCUGCCUCAACGGAGGGCGCUGCGUCGGGGACCAUGGCGAGACCUCACCCACGCCCCACGCCCUCGUCCUGUACUCCGGCCCCCUCGCGCCCACCUUCCCCCGUCGCGAGAGGAGGACGCCCACGCCCCUCUUGGCCGUUCAGGUGCGGAGUGGGCGGCCUCAGGUGCUGCUCUAUGGCGGGGGCGGUCAACUCAAGCUGUCUGUUAACGCUACGGUGCACGACGGACAGUGGCACACCGUCUACGUGAGGAUUCACUCCAAGCCUCAGCCUUCAUUAAGAAAGCUGGUCAAGAAGCAUAAUGUUGCUCUUUGUGUGGUUGAUUUGAUGGCGCUGCUUAUUCAAAUACAGGGCGUGGUCGUGUCCGUGGACCUCUGCGGCCGCGACGACGGGUCCCCCUGCGUGGCGAAGGCGACGUGGGGCGUCCCCGCCGAGACGCAGCCCUGGUUUGGCUCCAGCCCCCUGCAGGUGGGCGGCCUGGCCCACUCGCGCCCACGCCCCGAGGACCACGGCUGGGACGAGGCGCCGACGACGCGCCCGCUGGACGGCUGCAUCUCGCACCUGCGGGUCAACAGUCAGCUCGUGGACCUGGGCGAGCCGCCCUACGCCAAGGGCAGCGUGGCCGGGUGUCGGGCGCAGGAGGCGGCGUGCGAGGGCGGCAGGGGCGCAUGCGGCUUCCGCGGGCGGUGCGUGGGCGGCCACGCGGAGCCCGAGUGCGAGUGCGAGCCUGGGUGGACGGGCCCCAGGUGCGCUACGCCCACGGUUCCGGCCCUCUUCGGCUCGUCCUCCUACGUGAAGAUGGCGCUGGCGGUGGCCGUGCCGACGCACGAGGUGCGAGUGCAGCUGCGUGUGAGGACGCGCGACCUGCGAGACGGGCCGCUGCUCCAGCUCUCCUCGCGGCACCACCUGGCGACCCUUUCCCUCCACGUAAGUCCGCCCGCAGCGUGGCAGCGCCUGUCGGAAUGGGAAAGAGGUGCAGGAGACAAAACGCGGCGCAGCGUGCGUAUCGCUCCCUUAAUAGAGUUUGCUCGCCCUUUGCAGCUGCGGGCCGGCAUGGCGUGCGCGUCUCUGGGCGGAGGCAGCCGCUCGCCGCAGGCGGUGUGCGUGGAGGGGCGCCCCGUCGACGACGGUGCGUGGCACACCGUGCGGGCAGAGCGGCACGGAAACAACCUGCUGGUGAGCGUAGACGACGGCGACGGCUGGCGGAGGAACGAGUCGCUGGUGACCCUGGAGGAGGGCGCCGUCGGGCGCGGCUGGGACCCGCCCGUCACGUCCCCCUCGACGGACCGCGAGGACAUCACCGUGGGCGCGACGGCAGAGGCGGCGGACAGCGGCGCCGACUCCCUGGAUUCGGAAAAACACACCUGCAUUGACGACGUGAGAGUGGCCGGCCGCCCACUCCCGCUCCCCCCGGCCGUGAACGUGACAUCGUGGGCGCGCGUGACAGCCGUGCACCAGCUGGAGGUCGGGUGCCCAGCUGCCGCCGACGCCUGCGCCAACACCACCAGCUGCCCGACGCCCCUCGCCUGCUUCUCCAGCUGGGGGCGGGCCUCUUGCAGCUGUGGCCCGGGCCGCCAGCUGGUGGGCCGCACGUGCCAGGACGUGGACGAGUGCGCGUGGCGGCCCUGCUUGCACGGGGGCUCCUGCCAGAACCUGCGGCCCGGCUUCCUGUGCGUGUGCGGCCCGGGCCACGCCGGCGACUACUGCCAGUGGACCAAAGUGGAUUCCGCAGCCUACCCUCUCACGGGGCCGGUGGCCAUCGUGGCCCUAACUCUGUCUGUGAUUUUUACAUUUCUCCACAACACUUACAACCACUCCAAUUCCCUCGACGCAGUGGUGGUGGGCGUCGUGUUCUCCGUGAAGCUCCACCGCCACUGGCACAGCGGCGGCGUGAGGGCGGGGAGCGGUAGCGGCGGUGGCGGAGGCGGUGGGGGCGGCGGGGUGUGCAGCGGCGAAGGAGGAGGGACAGAAAAAGGCGCUGACGAAGAAGGGACGUUCCUGGAGGAGAAGGGAGACCCGGAGGACGCCAGGAGAAGGAACCGACGCCCCUUCCUGGAGCGUCUGAGCCACAUGAUGCCCGCGCUGAGGACGUCCAAGGGAGAACCGACGCCCAUCCCGACGAAGGAAGACACCGUCAUACCCGACAAACUCGCCCGCACGAGUCUCCCAGAGCCCGAAGACGAGCCCGCCCCAGCGCCGACGGUUCCGACAUCGGGGUCCUCGCUGCCUCCAGGACCCGACCCCCUCCUGGCGUCUCUUCCGACGGACUCGAUCCUCUGCAAGGACGACCUGCGCGCCUACGCCUACGAGGGGGAUGGGUCGUCCUCGGUCUCCGCGCUCUCGGUCAUAUCAGGCCUGCGGGCGGAGCAGACGGAGGAGGGCGGCAUCAGGCCCCUGGUGCCAGGCUUCCUCGACGUCCUGGAUCUCCUGCGGCACCUCCCGGACGGCCCGCGGUCCCCACCUCUCAACGGCGCCAGAACCAAGUGCCAAGGCAGCCCAUCGGCCCGCGGCAGUGCCAGCGCGUCGCCCGCUCGCUCUGCGGGCGUGACCCCUCCCCCGGCCUCUCUGCCUUCCUCUGCUGGAGUCGCUGACGAGGAGGAAUCGUCUCCGGCGCUCUACGGCGUCGCGUCUUCCUCGCCCCGACCUGCCGCUGCCUCUGCCCCGCCCGCCGCCCCGGCCUCCUGCGCUUAUUUUAUGAAGAAUAUCUGUGAGAUGGAUCAGUGUGAUGUUAAAUGUGAUCGUAUGUGGAUAUGUGACUUUUACAAACUUUCAAAGAGAAGGAAAAAGGGAAAAAUCUACUCUCAAUUUGACUAG